GCCGUCGUCGGCGUCAUACUCGUGCAAUCCUCUGCACCUCCUCCGCCCUCGCCGCCCCGACGUGAUUUGGCGACGCGCCAUGUCCAGACAGACCACCACGGCCGCCUCGUCGCCCUAGGAACAUGUCUUGAUGCUCGCAACCUGCUGCCACUAGCGCCAUGCCACUCACGUACGGAGAGCCGGGGCAGACGGCGCGCUUUGCCCACAUCUUUGCGCGCCUGCUGGAGCUCCAGGACUAUGUCUGGGACUCGAACGUCGAGCCCUUCCACUCGUCCUACGACAACUGGCACUUUUUUGGCCACCAGCGAGCCCGCCUCGAGCGCGUCGCGAGGACCCGCACCUCGCGCUCGCCCGACUCGAGCCGCCCGUCGCUCAUCCGCAGCCACAAGUCGACGGGGAGCGAUGCGGGCCCUGCCACUGCCCAACUGCCACCACCACCCCCACCCCUUUCCGAUACAGACACGCACCGCGAGGGGCGUCCCGUCGUCUGCCGCGUGUCCAAGCACAGCCUGCGUCUCGAGCGCGAGUUCCAGCUGUCCAAGCAGGUCAUCAAGAAGUCGGACCCAGAAGCCAGGCAUUUUGUCCGCCCCAUCGAGUUUGUGAGGCUGGCCACCAAGACGGGAGAGCAGCCCCUCGUGGCCAGCAUAUUCGAAGCCCCCGGCGAGAACUACCUCAAGGACCUGGUCACGUUUGGGCCCAACUGGUACAACUUCGUCAAGCAAGACAACACCUCGCUUCCUCACUCAUUGCAGCCCGCGUGCGGUGUGCCGCUGCUUACUUUUCUAGACUUUGCCGUCGGAGCAACAGAGGCCCUGUCCAUCCUGCACCAUGGACACCAGAUCGUCCACGGCGAGCUCCGUGGCGACGCCUUCCACUUUGCCCAGGACGGCAUCGUCAGGAUGAUCAACUUUGGAAGUGGCGCUAGGUCUUUCGAGAAUGGCCUCACCUCCGCAGGCUGGAACGCACUCAGCAGAGAAGUGGGAAUCGAGCUCAAGGUCGCCUUCAUUGCCCCGGAGCAGACAGGCCGUAUGCCUGCAGAGCCCGACAGUCGCACCGACAUCUACAGCCUUGGCAUCCUUUUCUACACCAUGCUCUGCGGCGUCACGCCUUUCGACGGCUCGACGGCCCUCGACGUCAUGCAAAACGUGAUAAGCAAGCGGAUCCCCCACGUAUCCACCAGACGCAUGGAUGUGCCAGAGGCUUUGGGAAAUGUUAUCCAACGCAUGACGCAGAGAAACAUCGAGGACAGGUACCACUCGACAUCUGGCUUGAAGUUUGACUUGAUUCGAAUUCGCGAGCUCUUAUCCGAAGGGGACUGCGCGGGUCUACAAUCUUUCCAAGUUGGCGCCAAAGACAUAAACUGCUUCUUCAACCUCCCCUUGAAGCUCAUUGGCCGAGAAAAAGAACGCCAGAAGAUCGUUGAUGCAAUUGAGCGUAUGACAAGAUACCGAAAAGGAGGAGCAAACGUCAUGAACAGCCUAAGUUCGAGUUCCACCUACUCUGAUCCGCGGCUGGAUCUUCACCUUGACGAAGCCACUUCCGAUAGCACAAGCUCCAGGGGCUCAGUGGAGCGCUUCAACAGUGUAUCCACCACCGGUCCAGUGUUUCUCGAUGCGGCACGUCAGCCACGGUCGCAAGAAAGUAUAACUCGGUCGGAUGGCUCGAUGAACGAAGAAAGUCCUGAGACCCGACCACAACUACAUCUAAUCAGCCGAGGCCAUUCAAACAACAGUAUCGAAGGCUCUUUGUCCUUCUCACGAUCCAAUCAAUCUAACGAAGGCGCGGCUUUUCGGACAAUGUCUAACACUAGAAAACUAAGACGAAAGACUCGCUGCGAAGUGGUCGCAAUUGAAGGAAGUACUGGGUUGGGCAAGUCCCGCUUAGUCCGUAGUGUCCAGAGUGCUGCACGAAGUUCUGGCUACUUCGCCGCGGCCAACUUUGAUCCUGCUAAAAAGGCCCCCUUUGAACCCAUCUUGAAGCUUAUGUCUUCUUUGUUUCGACAGAUCUUCAGCGAAGCCGAUGUUACGACAAGCUUUCACCACAGCUUACGGCACUUUCUCAAGACUACAGGUGUCUGGGCGGUGCUUCGCGGCUAUCUAGAUCUGCCGGAAUGGCUCUUAGAUACAGGCGGAGUUCCUAAAACCCCGCAACAACGCGAUGGUGGUAUGACCAAGGAGCUGCGGCGACGGUCGUCUUCGCCUGCCAUUCAAUGUGGUGCAUCUGGGCAUACUGCAGAAGCCUGGCUUCGAAGUGGAGGAGCAUCCAAGUCAACCAGAUUCAUGAACGUUUUCAUUGACGUGCUGCGUCUCCUCGCAACCCAGAAACUAUGUAUCUGGACGUUAGAAGACGUCCAGAAUGCUGAUUCGGAGAGUGCAGAACUCAUACAGCACAUCGUCCAAGCCAAGAUUCCACUCGUGAUCAUCUUUACCUACAACAACGAAGACUCGCUACCACGAGAGCUGCGCUCCUUGCUUCAUGAAGCAUCAAAAAUACAGCUAUCACCAUUCACUGAAGCGCAAACUACAGAAUACGUCAGUGAGACGCUCCAUCGAGAUCAACAAUACAUCCUUCCUCUUGUUGCCGUCAUACAAGAGAAGAGCCGAGGAAAUCCGUUCUACAUCAGUCAGAUCCUAGACACAUGCUAUCGAAAACAGUGUGUCUACUACUCAUGGCGAGAGAACGAUUGGCUUUUCGAUCUUGACAAGGUUUUUGAGGUCUUCGAGAGUCCUGAAUACGGCUCUUCAGUCACCAACGAUUUCAUCUCAAAGAGAUUGCUCGAGUUGCAUCCCGCCACUCGUAAACUUCUCGCGUGGGCUUCGUUGCUGGGUAGUGUGUUUUCCUUCGAGUUGGUCAAAACGGCACUCAGCGCAAAGAACGCCCCUGCAAAUGCUACCAGGUUACCACUCCUUGGCGAGAACGAGUCCGUAGUGGCAGCACUCAAUGGUGCUCUCGAAGCUUUUGUUUUGAUGAAUGCAGACGAGGAGGCCAGGUUCCGUUUCAGUCACGAUAGAUACCUCACGGCAGCUGCGAACGCCGUCGAAAAGGAAUGGGACACGGAGCUGAUGCACUACGUCAUUGCGAAGAUAAUGAGCACAGGUGGCGUUGAGUAUACAGACGACACCACCAUCGGCUCGAAAGCUCUAUACAUGCGUAGCCGCCAUAUAUGUCUCGCCGCCGAGCUAAUCAAAGCGAAGGAUUCGCAUCGCGCCCCUUUUCGAGAUGUCCUCUACCAGGCUGGAGAGACGGCUUGCGAGUCUGGUGCUAGAUCGACAGGGAUCUAUUAUUUUGCUCAUUGUCUCAUGCUCCUCCAAGACGAUCCAUGGGAUGACACGAAGCCUGAUGUCUCUUACCAAGAAACACUACAACUCUUUGUACGGUCGGCCGAGUGCUAUUGGCACCAAGGCAUGCUCGAUGAGGCGCUUAGCUUAAUCCAGACCACCUUCAAACAUGCCCGUGAUCCUUGCGAUAUGGCAAGCUCGUUCGUCUUACAGUCGCGUGUACUUACUGUCCGCGGAGACAGCUUUGGAGCGUUCCAGGCACUUAGAGAUUGCCUGUCUUUGCUCGGAUGCACAAUCUUGCCAACAACGUGGGACGAGUGUGAUGCCGACUAUCAGAAGAUUUGUGUAGUUCUGCAGAGCACUGAUAAAGACGCCUUGCUCACUCGCCGACCAUCGGUAGACGACCGUAUCUAUUUUGCCAUGGGCCCGAUAUUCAUUGAGCUCCUCAGUGCUGCCUUUUGGUCAGACAGUUUGCUAUUCUACCAGGCCACACUUAAGCUGAUCAACCUUCAUCUGGAACGAGGCAGCAUACCACAAGUCGCGCUCGCUUAUGUUCACCUUGGAACCAUAGCCACAGGCCGUUUCAAUAUGAUAGGUUUCGCGGUCGAUAUGGGUGCUCUUGCCAAUCGGCUAUUCGAUAUGUAUCCCGAUGAUAACUACAUGCUUGGUCGGGGCCGAACGCUGCAUGCGUUGUUCCUCGGCCCUCUAGGCCUACCCAUCUCGGACCUUAUGCCAGAUCUCCAUGGAGCGUUACAAUCCACCGUCACCGCUGGCGACCGUGUAUUGACACUUAUCAAUCUCGGUGUUCAAGCACUUUUCAGGAUCAUGGCAUCUUAUGAUGUCGCGGGACUCGAGUCUUGGAUCGAAGAAACACCGCUGGACACGAAGAAUUGGCGGCAAGAUUUACGAGGAGGUGUCUUUCUAACAGCAUGCCUUCAAUACACAAAAGCGCUUCAAGGCAAGACAGGCGUGCACGACGCUUCACUAGUUUUUGACGAUAAACAUCACACCUCUUCACUCUACGUCGAGUUCCUGGAGACGUCCGCGAGCAAUCCGAAGCGACCAAAGACCGUGUACCUUGCCAUAAAACUUCCGGCCUUGGUACUCUACGAGCACUACGAGGAGGCUAUCGCCCUAGGCGAGCUGCUAUUGCCCAUGCUGAGCAGUAUCUGGGGUCAAAGACUCGUUCAAUCCGUCAUGUACUACCUGGCAAUGGCAUACUUGGCUGUUCUCCGGGGGGACCCGGCCCAUGACCAAAAGGAAAAAAUGUUGGACCAUGUUCGAGAGACUCUGAAGCAGCUUGAGAUUUGUUGUGCUAUCACUGAUGUCAACUAUCGAGGCUGGAUUGACCUGCUCUCUGCGGAGUUGGACGACGUCAAUGGCGAUUCUCCAUCGGCAAUGCUAAGCUACGAGGCAGCCAUGGACCAUAGCGAAGUGAACAACUUCAUUCUCGAAGAGGCGUAUGCUUUCGAAUUGUAUGCGGGAUGGUUGAUUCGGAAAAAGGCCAAUAGGCUGGCUCGGCAUGCUCUCAAGGAUUGCAUCUCAACUUAUAGAAGGAUGUCGGCAUUUGGCAAGGCUAACCAUGUCGCGGCGAAGUAUGAGUGGCUGCUCCAGGGCACCAGAUCGCUCACGACAAUGGAUGUGGCUGUACAGACCACGGUCAUCGAUACCGGAAACACGACAUUCAGACUUGGACAAAACGAGGAUCAAGAUAAGUUCUUGAGCGCCGAAACUGCAGUCGAUCGAACACAGAAUUGGAUUGUCCCGGAGACUGUCAAGCAUCAAGAUUCACCGCACGAUCUGAACGGAUUCUCGGCCGCAGGCCUUGAUAUGUUGGAUUUGAGCUCCAUACUCGAAUCGAGUCAAGUGCUUUCGAGCGAACUCAAAGUCGACAAGUUGAUGGCCAAAAUGGCCACGAUCAUCCUCGAAUCGACAGGAGGCACACUGUGCGCCAUUGUCGUCGAGGACCCGCACAUUGAAUGGAGUAUUGCUUGUGUUGCAAACAACGAACCCGACAGCGACAGCGGCUUCUCUACAGGUGUGUCGUCGUACCCAGCUGGGCAACCUUUGCACAGUGUCGACGACGUGGUCGCACGGCAAGUGACAAUGUACACAUUGCGCUUCCGGGAGACAGUCAUGGUCCAAAACCUGCUGGAAGACGAUCGUUUCUCCAAGGUGUCGGAGUCGUAUCUCAAACGCAAUCCAGACGGCAAGGCGGUGAUUUGCAUACCAAUUGUCCACUCAGGUCAUCUACAAGGAAGCAUCUAUGUGGAAGGCCCGCCAAAUUCGUUCACCGAACGGAACACGCAGGUCCUGCGAUUGCUUGUCAACCAGAUAUCGAUAUCUUUGGCCAAUGCUUUGCUGUUCAAGGAGAUUGAGCGCGUCAGUGCUAGCAAUGAGGCAAUGUUGGAGAUGCAAAAGCGCGCACUCGCACAGGCGAGAGCGGCGGAGCUAAAGGCAAAAGAAGCUGAGGCGCUGGCCAUUCGGAACAUGAAGCUGAAGGAAGAAGCGGCCAAAGCGAAGAGUCUUUUCUUGGCCAACGUGUCUCACGAGCUGCGCACACCUCUCAAUGGCGUGAUUGGCAUGUCUCAACUACUCCUAGCGAGUACACUGAAUCAAGAGCAGUCAGACUACGCCGACUCGAUACGCGUGUGUGGUGACACACUCUUGUCGAUCAUCAACGAUCUGCUCGACUAUUCCAAGCUCGAGGCUGGAAAGAUGAACGUCAUGGAGAUGCCCUUGUCUCUCAACGAAACCAUCACCGAAGUGGUUCGGGCACUGGCCUAUACCAACGCCGAAAGAGGCCUCAAGACGAUCGAGCAGCUCGAGGUGGAUCCAGAGAUGCUCGUCAUGGGCGAUCCAGUGCGACUCCAUCAGAUUCUCAUGAACCUACUGUCCAACAGCUACAAGUUUACACCCAAGGGGUCAGUGACGGUGCGGGCAGUGGUUAAUGCUGAAGGCCCAGACUGGGUAGACGUGACGUGCAGUGUGAUUGACACUGGCAUUGGGAUCCCUGACGAGCAAAAGGAGAAGCUCUUCCGACCAUUUUCACAGAUUGAGUCUUCGUCGUCUCGUAGCUACGGCGGUACAGGUCUCGGGCUUAGCAUCUGCAAAGCGCUCAUUGAAAAUGUCAUGAACGGCAAGGUGUGGCUCGAAUCAACACCUGGACAUGGAACGACUGUCUCGUUUGCACUUCGGUUCAAGAAAGUGCCCAAGACACAGGCGGCAAAUCAGCAGUACACGCGCGAUCCGGAUCCCAUGGCCAAAUUCUCGGCGCAAGGGAAUAAUGGCCACGAGCAGUCGUCAGGGACUUGUAUCGAUCUCUCGACAAUUGCCAGAAACGAACUGAGGGUGUGCAUUGCCGAGGACAACCUGAUCAACCAGCGCAUCGCAAUCAGCUUUGUACAGAAACUGGGCUUCAAGUGCGACGCCUAUCUGGACGGGCUGAAGACGAUCGAUGCACUAGAACGUGCCAGCGACAACGGCCGCCCCUUCCAUCUCGUGCUCAUGGACGUGCAAAUGCCAAACUGCGACGGCUACGAAGCAACACGCCGUAUCCGCAAGCACCCCAACCCCGAAGUCCGAAACAUCCUCAUCAUCGCCAUGACCGCAUCUGCAAUCGAAGGCGACCGCGAAAAAUGCCUCGACUCGGGAAUGAACAACUACCUCGCCAAGCCCGUGCGCGCGCAGACUCUCAAAGCGCUGCUGGAGAGCUACCUCACCAAGGAAACACCCGUGCAAGACAUACCCAAUCUCGACACGGAGGCGGCCAAGCUGGUCAGAGAGGCGUUGGCCGAGGCAGAGAAAGGCAAGCUGGAUGAUGAGGCGAACAGGGAACAGUCAGCAAAUAGGGAGGAGGCGAAGAGCAGACCGAGACCUCCCAGCGUGCGCAUGAAUACUAUUCAACGGUGGCAUUCGCCGAAUGGGAGGAGGGGCUCACAGCCUGGGUCGCAUCCUGGGUCGCCGCCUCCUCCUGAGUCGUAGGGAGGUGUGCGUAUAUAUCUUUUUUGGCGUGGAAAUUGAGGGGUUCUGUUCUUCGACGGGGGGUUGUCUGAUUUGAUUAAGGUGGGUGGAUUGGUUUUAUGGUCUUGGAGGGGGGCGUUCCAGGCUUGGGUUGGGUCUGGAAUGGAUGGGUUGGUUGCAUUGGGUGGCGGCUUUUGAAUAGUACACAAGCAUAGGCAUUAUAUGGAUUUAUUGUUAUAAGGUUGGUUGGAUGGGGUUGUUAGAGUCUGUCUGAUUGUGUAUUACCCCUUUGCUUGCUUGCUUGUAACGCAUUGUAGUAGGUAUUACUGAU
This is a messenger RNA of Dothidotthia symphoricarpi CBS 119687, 7572 nucleotides long. RefSeq names its product two-component sensor protein histidine protein kinase-like protein. Gene Ontology annotation, molecular function: protein binding; ATP binding; histidine phosphotransfer kinase activity. Bases 159 to 7262 code for a protein of 2367 amino acids. Gene Ontology annotation, biological process: protein autophosphorylation; phosphorelay signal transduction system. Lineage: Eukaryota; Fungi; Ascomycota; Dothideomycetes; Pleosporales; Dothidotthiaceae. The record is from RefSeq and is a predicted model, not a curated record. The transcript is spliced from 5 exons.